GAUGAGUGGAGGUCAUUUGACCGCUGACCCAUCAUGCAGGCAAUGAGGCAGUGAUCGCUGAGAUCUUGGUUGAAGACAGCAGAGGUGUAUUUAGAGGGGAAAUUGGUUAGGAUGAUAUCUAUGAGGGUGCCCGUGUUUAAGGCUUUGGGGGGGUACCUGGUAGGUUCAUUGAUAAUUUGAGUGAGAUUGAGGCCAUCAAGUUUAGAUUGUAGGAUGGCUGGGGUGUUAAGCAUGUUCCAGUUUAGGUCGCCUAGCAGCACGAGCUCUGAAGAUGGGGGGCAAUCAGUUCACAUAUGGUGUCCAGAGCACAGCUGGGGGCAGAGGUUGGUCUAUAGCAGGCGGCAACGGUGAGAGACUUGUUUUUAGAGAGGUGGAUUUUUAAAAGUAGAAGUUCAAAUUGUUUGGGUACAGACCUGGAUAGUAGGACAGAACUCUGCAGGCUAUCUUUGCAGUAGAUUGCAACACCGCCCCCUUUGGCAGUUCUAUCUUGUCUGAAAAUGUUGUAAUUUGGAAUUCAAAUUUCAGAAUUUUUGGUGGUCUUCCUAAGCUAAUAACCAACGAGUAAUCUAACCUAACAAUUUCACAACAACUACCUUAUACACACAAGUGUAAAGGGAUGAAGAAUAUGUACAUAAAGAUAUAUGAAUGAGUGAUGGUACAGAACGGCAUAGGCAAGAUGUAGUAGAUGGUAUCGAGUGCAGUAUAUACAUAUGAGAUGAGUAAUGUAGGGUAUGUAAACAUAUAAAAGUGGCAUUGUUUAAUGUGGCUAGUGAUACAUGUAUCACAUAAAGAUGGCAAGAUGCAGUAGAUUGUAUAGAGUACAGUAUAUACAUAUGAGAUGGGUAAUGUAGGGUAUGUAAACAUUAUAUUAAGUGGCAUUGUUUAAAGUGGCUAGUGAUACAUUUUUCACAAAUUUUUCCAUUAUUAAAGUGGCUGGAGUUGAGUCAGUAUGUUGGCAGCAGCCACUCAAAGUUAGUGGUGGCUGUUUAACAGUCUGAUGGCCUUGAGAUAGAAGCUGUUUUUCAGUCUCUCGGUCCCUGCUUUGAUGCGCCUGUACUGACCUCGCCUUCUGGAUGAUAUGACGGUGUAAACAUGCCGUGGCUCGGGUGGUUGUUGUCCUUGAUGAUCUUUAUGGCCUUCCUGUGACAUCGGGUGGUGUAGGUGUCCUGGAGGGCAGGUAGUUUGCCCCCGGUGAUGCGUUGUACAGACAAAGGUAUGGUAGGAUGUGGAUACAGUGAGGGUAAACCUGUGCAUAGAGUGACAAUGAAAGAGAUAUUCUCCCUAGAAAUAUCAUUUAAACCAGGUGAUGUCACCGCAUGUGUGGUAGGUGGAACUAAAGUUUUAAAUAAGGUGUAUUGAGCAGGGCUAGAGGCUCUACAGUGAAAUAAGGCAAUAAAUACUAACCAAAACAGCAAUGGACAAGGCAUAUUGACGUUAGCGAGAGGCAUGCGUAGCCGAGUAAUCAUAGGAGUCCAGUGAGCGGCUUCAGGCGGCUUGCGGGCCGGGGCUAGGAAUCUACCAGAAGGGCCUUGGAGGGACGUCGCGACGAAAUAAAGUCUGUUGUGGCACCCUCGUGCUAUUGCAUUGGCAGACAGAUCAGCAGGGCUCUGUGUGGUAAACCAGGCCAAUUGGCAGAAUAGGUAUAGUGGCCAAAUUAUUUGCCCGAUGGGCCUCUUAAGCUAACAGUCCGAUGUGCUCUGGACAGCUAGCAGGCCGCGGGUAGCAUGCUAGUGGAUGGGAUUUCAGGGGACGGUGCGAAGGCGGAGCCAGUUGAUAAAAACCCCAUUGGGCGAGUCACGUCGGUGGUCCAGUCAUGAUGAGUCGGGAAAGCCAGUUGGCAAAAAGAGGUAUUGUAGCCCAAGUAGUGGCUGAUGGACCUCUUUGGAUAGCUGGGAGAUGGGCCUAGUAAAGCUAGCUUCAGGCUAAAGAGUUGAGUCGACACAAAACAGAACAUAUCUGACCUGCAACAGCACAAGGUGCAGUUAGUUACAUCACAUACUGUCCAUCAGCCAUUUAAAUCAUUUAAAAAUUAAACACUCUUUGCCCCUCCCCUUGAAUGUGCUCAUCACUUGAGCAAAAUGUUUUGGUCUUCUGGAGUGGAAUUCACCACAUCACAUCUCACAACCCACAUUUGGUGACAAACACCUAACUGAACGCACAAGAAGACAGACAAACUCAGCAACAACAUGCAUCGUGAAACAAUACUUUUUCUACUGGUUGUGAUCAUAAUGGCAUACCCCUUUACAGGAAACAGCCUCAUGACUGCUGCAUUGGAUCCUAAGCCCACUGAACAGGCCAACCUACCACAGAGGCCUGUCCUUCAGCCCAAAGAGACUGUUCCUGUCACCGGAAACUAUGUGCUGAAAGACCCUACAGGCACGUCGUGCAUCAAACUCUCCAUGGGAGUUGAGUACGUAGUUAUUGAGAAGAAGAAACCUUCCUAUUUCAACUUAGACCCUACCACCACCAAGACUACUGGUAGAUGUGCUGAAAAAGAGUCCGUUCUCUCCCUGGCUUUUCUAGGAAAGGGAGGUGAUCUGAAUCUCACCUUUGAAAAGGAAGGGAACCUGACCUAUGUGUCAAAGAUCACAGGUAAUUUGGCACCAGGCAAAGGAAUUAAAAACUAUUCUGGGGUAAUAGAACAUGAGAAGCUGUUCCCAACUGCCGCUGGCCGCAGCCUCAAAUGCUACUCUCAGACCGAGUUUCAUCUGUCUGAGAACCUUCGAGUGAAGAUUGUGUCUCUUCAGUUCCAAGCUUUCAAACUCACCAAUGGGAAUUUUGGAGAGGAGGUUGAGUGCAGGGCUGAUUUCAUCAAGAAGAUCAUUCCCAUUAUUUGUGGUGCCACGGUUGUGGGGCUCUUGCUGAUUGCUGUCCUGUCAUUCCUGAUAAUCCGGGACCACCACAGACAAGCUGGCUAUGACAGGAUCUGAGAAUGCUUCAUGCAAAAAACAUGAACACUUUUUAUAGCCAUGUUUUGUAUUUCCUAAAUGUUUUUUUAUCCAUUGCCAAUUAGACACUAUUGUUGUUUUUAAAUAUGAAAUAUUUCUGCAAAGAAAAUAUAAAUAACAUUAUUACAGUAAAAAAAUAUGUGAAUGUGGUUAACACUUAUAGGAAAGCUCUGUGUACAUUUUUUAGAAUUUUGAUGUUUGGAGAUUAUAUUCUGGUUUGAAUAGUGCAUACAUUCCCGUGUGGCUUUAUCCAGCUGGAUUGAAAUACAUUAUCAUCAAAUGCA
Molecule: messenger RNA, 3232 nt
Organism: Oncorhynchus keta (chum salmon)
Lineage: Eukaryota; Metazoa; Chordata; Actinopteri; Salmoniformes; Salmonidae
Product: lysosome-associated membrane glycoprotein 3-like
Exons: 6
Coding region: 2187-2930 (247 amino acids)
Cellular component (GO): membrane
Source: RefSeq, a predicted model, not a curated record